Homo sapiens (human) is the source of this 2329-nucleotide messenger RNA. It is a transcript of the gene CD63, whose product is annotated as CD63 molecule. The transcript has 9 exons. Bases 69 to 785 code for a protein of 238 amino acids. Gene Ontology annotation, cellular component: melanosome; protein-containing complex; lysosome. Gene Ontology annotation, biological process: epithelial cell differentiation; positive regulation of cell adhesion; negative regulation of epithelial cell migration. NCBI's taxonomy places the organism in Eukaryota, Metazoa, Chordata, Mammalia, Primates, Hominidae. The record is from RefSeq and is marked reviewed. Gene Ontology annotation, molecular function: protein-containing complex binding.
AGAGAGCCCCGGAGCCGCGGCGGGAGAGGAACGCGCAGCCAGCCUUGGGAAGCCCAGGCCCGGCAGCCAUGGCGGUGGAAGGAGGAAUGAAAUGUGUGAAGUUCUUGCUCUACGUCCUCCUGCUGGCCUUUUGCGCCUGUGCAGUGGGACUGAUUGCCGUGGGUGUCGGGGCACAGCUUGUCCUGAGUCAGACCAUAAUCCAGGGGGCUACCCCUGGCUCUCUGUUGCCAGUGGUCAUCAUCGCAGUGGGUGUCUUCCUCUUCCUGGUGGCUUUUGUGGGCUGCUGCGGGGCCUGCAAGGAGAACUAUUGUCUUAUGAUCACGUUUGCCAUCUUUCUGUCUCUUAUCAUGUUGGUGGAGGUGGCCGCAGCCAUUGCUGGCUAUGUGUUUAGAGAUAAGGUGAUGUCAGAGUUUAAUAACAACUUCCGGCAGCAGAUGGAGAAUUACCCGAAAAACAACCACACUGCUUCGAUCCUGGACAGGAUGCAGGCAGAUUUUAAGUGCUGUGGGGCUGCUAACUACACAGAUUGGGAGAAAAUCCCUUCCAUGUCGAAGAACCGAGUCCCCGACUCCUGCUGCAUUAAUGUUACUGUGGGCUGUGGGAUUAAUUUCAACGAGAAGGCGAUCCAUAAGGAGGGCUGUGUGGAGAAGAUUGGGGGCUGGCUGAGGAAAAAUGUGCUGGUGGUAGCUGCAGCAGCCCUUGGAAUUGCUUUUGUCGAGGUUUUGGGAAUUGUCUUUGCCUGCUGCCUCGUGAAGAGUAUCAGAAGUGGCUACGAGGUGAUGUAGGGGUCUGGUCUCCUCAGCCUCCUCAUCUGGGGGAGUGGAAUAUGUCCUUAGCAGGAGAAUUUAUGUGAAUAUUGCCUUUUCUUCCAUGGAAGCCACCCAGCCUGGCCCAGAACCCUCAUCACCUGCUCUUCUCCCCCAAGAAAUAUGAAGACCAUUCCCAGUACAGACACUGAAUUGCAACCUUACUCCCCUUCAGAAAAUAAGGGAAAUGUAUUAAAGUGCCCUUUGAUGGCCACUCCCCGACGUGCAGCUGUAGAUGUGAGGCAGUUCCCUGGCGCCCCACUGUGGGUGCUAGCUGUUUUGCAGGGACUGAACAGGCCAGAGACCGUGAGCAUGUCGGUUUGGAGUAGUUGGCACUUAAAUGGGGUCAGCCUUCCACUGGGCACAUUUCUGCCCACCUUCUUUUUAUUUUUUAAACAAUACACUUUUGUUAGUGCUUAUUUUGUGGCAGGCACCAGGCAGUACCAGGGUGGGGGCAGAAAUAAAUCAAAGUCCUUGUCCUUGAAAAACAAUCUCUUGCUGGAAGGCUGGAUUCAGUAGACUGCUUGGGCAGGCUUGGGAAGGACCCAGGUGAGCACAGCAUCCACCAGGCUGGCUGGCAGGUAGGAGGCAGGCAGCCAGAGCAGCUUGGCAUCCCAACCUGGGCUGUAGCGGGUUCGGGGGUGUCGAGCAGUCAGGGCAUGCUCCAGGCAUCGGCUCACCUUGGUUAGGUCCGGGUCACAGAUCAGGUUCAUGAUGCGCUGUUGCAUUUUCAGGUCUGCAGCCCCAUAGGUGGUUGCAAUCAGUUUCCCUUCCUCACUCCAGCCCAUCUUAGGUACUGUCUUCUGGGGCCCUGGGCUUGUCACCCUCAGUCCCCUCCUCAGUGUGGGGAGUGGGCAGGUUCCACAUGGCCUGGGCACUCUUGUAACAUCCUGUUCACCCUCAACCCUGCCCUGGGUGCCCCACCCACCUCCUAGCAGGCUUAUGCAGGACUGGCCUUUCUGGUACUUGUUUCCCUUCAUGUGCCCCUGUGUGGGCCUGGCUACUCACACUUGGUGAGGAAGGCCCCCCCAUAGUGGGCCUGUGUGGCAGGAGGCAGCCGUGCCCAGCAGGCCUGCAGGGUUUUCUCCAGACUCUCCAGGUUGGUCACAGGGGUUCGGAAGAAGCCAGGCUCCACGAUGGAGACUCGUAUCCCAAAAUGAGCUACAUCCCGCCUAGAGUCGGGGCAGAGCGAAGUUGCUGGGUUCUUGCCCUAUAGGGAGGGGACUUUGAGGGACAUGGGUUGGGGAGCUGAGAAAGUUACCACAGACCAGGGACAAGAGUUUUGACGGAGAUGCCUACUGCCCCGGGACAAGGGUCAAGUGGGGUAGAGGGAGGAAAGUAUUUUUGAGGUUUGUUUUCUUUGAUCUAGAGCAGGGGUCAGCACGUUUUUUUCUUAAAGGGCCAGAGAGUUAAUAUUUUAAGCAUGGCAGGCCAAGAAACAAAAUUAAUGAUAUUAUCAGGUACUUAUAUAACAGUUUACAAUGUAACCAUUUAAAAAUAAAAAAAACCAUUAUCAGCUUGUA